GUGAACCGCAGUGAUUUAGCAAAAUGAAGGAUUGCGCCAGUCCACCUGUGGACCGCGACGUCGCGGUUGCCGUUGCAUCAGACAAGCUCACGGAUAAUCUCAAAAGUGGUGGGGACUCUCAAAAGGAUGUAGACCAACUCACCUUAGAAGAUAUACGUGAACAAGUACGCUUUAUCGAGAAAGCUGUUUCUACGAAGGAACUAAACUACAUAACUAGGGUGCUGAGAAGCAUAACCUCCGUUCGUCGCAAACUCAAUCACAAUGUCCUUCGUGGACUUGUCCAAGGCUACUUUCCUAACCCAUCUCCACAGAAGACGUAUUUCAUGGAAUUCUUGCCCGAAGCAAUGGAUGUCGACUGCUCCCCUUCUACUUUUCGGCCGCGUUCUGGUAAAGCUAAUGUACCACUUCUUCCCGAAGUGGAAGUUUAUCUUCACUUACUCUUGCUGACGUUUCUGAUUGAUGAGAAGCUGCAUGACGAGGCUACCAAAUGUUCCAAUUUGCUGAUGGAGAGACUAGACUCUACUCACAGACGCACGAUGGCUUUGUUGGCUAGCCGAUGCUAUUAUUAUCACAGUCGAAGUUACGAACUAAUUGGUCGUCUGGAGGCUGUUCGUUCGUUCUUCCUCGCACGUCUGCGCACCGCUACUUUGAGAUCCAACUACGACGCUCAAGCUGUGUUGAUCAACCUACUUCUUCGCAACUACCUACAUUAUCAACUUCAUGAACAGGCGUACAAAUUGGUGACCCGCGUUGUUUUUCCAACCAACGCGCCCAACAACGAGUGGGCACGUUACUUUUACUAUGUUGGUAAGUGUACAUUCCAUGCUCCCACAGUUGGUUUCUAUUGGGAAUUAACAGAUUAUGUCAAGGUAUACCUUGACAUAAUCAGUCACGUUUCUGGUUACACCAUGCUUCUCGUGAGUCAACUCUUCACAUGA
This is a messenger RNA of Dicrocoelium dendriticum, 938 nucleotides long. The record is from the annotation of a GenBank genome assembly. Lineage: Eukaryota; Metazoa; Platyhelminthes; Trematoda; Plagiorchiida; Dicrocoeliidae.